UAUCUCUUUCUCUGUGACUCUCACUGGCUCCCACCCACCUCCACAUGUGUUUGGGUCAUCCUGUGGCCACCGCCUGCCUCUUGGGUGUCCCCGUGUGUACAUUUUGCCUCUUUCUCCUUCUUUCCCUGCAGGUAUGGACCCCCGUCCCCCUCCACCAGCCCCAGGUGCCUCUCCUCGGGGUCGGGGCCGGGGCCGAGGCCGGGGCCGGGGCCGGGGCCGGGGCCGAGGCGGCGGCGCCGCUCCCAGGGCCCCGCUGCCCUGUCCUACCUGUGGCCGCCUCUUCCGAUUCCCCUACUACCUGUCCCGCCACCGGCUGAGCCACUCGGGCCUGCGCCCCCACGCCUGCCCCCUGUGCCCCAAGGCCUUCCGCCGGCCGGCCCACCUGGCGCGGCACCUGCGGGGGCACGGGCCUCAGCCCCCUCUGCGCUGUGCGGCCUGCCCGCGCACCUUCCCGGAGCCGGCCCAGCUGCAGCUUCACCUGGCCCAGGAGCAUGGCGGCAGCGGGGAGCCCGUGGGGACGGAGGCUCCGGGGGGCCGGGAGCCUGUGGCCGAGCCGGCCCCCGCCACGGGGCCCCCCGAGGAUGCCCAGGAAGAAGCAGCCGAGUUGGCGCGGGCGGCGGCCGGCCGUGGGGAGGAAAAGGAGGUCCUGCUUCAGGCUGACUGGACCCUGCUGUGCCUCCGCUGCCGGGAGGCCUUCCCCACCAAGGGGGAGCUGAAGGCUCACCCGUGCCUACGGAGCUCGGGGGGCCGGGCGGGCCCCGACGGGGAGCCGGGACCCCCUCCGCGGCCCAAACGCCAUCAGUGCUCCGUGUGUCUCAAGGCCUUUGCCAGGCCCUGGUCGCUGUCCCGGCACCGGCUCGUCCACUCCCCGGACCGGCCCUUCGCCUGCCCGGACUGCGGCCUGGCCUUCCGCCUGGCCUCCUACCUCCGGCAGCACCGCCGGGUGCACGGCGCCCUGAGCCUGCUGGCGCCCGCCCCGGCCCCUGCCCGGCCCGACAAGGAGGAGAGAGGCGUGGGCGGCACCUCCAAGGGCUGGAACUUUGGCAAGGGGGCAGAAGCGCAGGGGCAGAACGGGGAGGACGGGGGCGGCCUCGAAGGAGAGCGGGCGUCCGGCCCUGGGCAAAAGGACGAGCCCGCGCCCCCCCCGCCCCCGCCCGUGGAGCCCCGCUUCCGGUGCCCAGAGUGCGGCAAAGGCUUCCGUCGGCGGGCCCACCUCCGCCAGCACGGCGUCACCCACUCGGGAGCCCGGCCCUUCCAGUGUGUCCGCUGCCAGCGGGAAUUCAAGCGACUGGCAGACCUGGCCCGCCACGCCCAGGUGCACGCGGGGGGCCCCGCCCCGCACCCCUGCCCCCGAUGCCCCCGUCGCUUCUCCAGGGCCUAUAGCCUGUUGCGGCACCAGCGGUGUCACCGGGCCGAGAUGGAAGGGGCCAUGAGCAGGGCUCCGGCGCCCGAGGAGGACGUCCUCCCGGCUCCCGUGGAGACAGUCGAGGACCCCCCUUCGCCCCCCUCUCCCUCUCGGACCCCCCCACCGGCCCCCGCAUACCUCAGCGCCUCCUGCUUUGACAGUCAGGACCACUCAGCCUUUGACUUGGAGGAAGAGGAAGAGGGGGUCCCAGGGGGGGCAGGAAGGGUGCCCUCCUGACACUCAGAACCCCCCAACUUGUUUUUUGGCCACCCUGAUUCCCUCCGCCCCCUUUGAAGUUAGCCCUCCUCUUUAGGCUCCAGCAGCGGAAGAAAGAGCAGGUCGAGGUGGGGCGGGUCUCCCCGGGGAGCGGCCCCCCACCCCCCCACCGCAGGCUAGAGCCCCCUCCCCUCCCCGACCCGGAGGCUCCCCCCGCCAGCACCCAGAGGACAGGUUGGGGCCACGUUCCAGCUGAGCUGAUGAUGGGGCUCCUCCGCUUCCCGGGGGCCCGUCCCUGCUUGCUGGCCUCCUCGCCCUCCACCCACCCCGGCCCUUCCAGGAGAGUCGGGUGCGGGCUCGGGGGGUGUCUGUCCCCUGUUCCCAUGUCUGUCUAUGAAUAAACGCGACUGUGGAGCCCA
Gracilinanus agilis (Agile Gracile Mouse Opossum) is the source of this 2040-nucleotide messenger RNA. RefSeq names its product zinc finger protein 579 (gene ZNF579). The record is from RefSeq and is a predicted model, not a curated record. The coding region runs from base 134 to 1642 and encodes 502 amino acids. The transcript has a single exon. NCBI's taxonomy places the organism in Eukaryota, Metazoa, Chordata, Mammalia, Didelphimorphia, Didelphidae.